This is a messenger RNA of Parasteatoda tepidariorum (common house spider), 1112 nucleotides long. RefSeq lists its product as uncharacterized. Lineage: Eukaryota; Metazoa; Arthropoda; Arachnida; Araneae; Theridiidae. The record is from RefSeq and is a predicted model, not a curated record.
AAUAUACAUCAUAACUGUGAUCAUGUAUUUCAUCAUAAUCGUUAUUUUCUAAUGCAUUGCUGUGGUGUCGUGGCGUACAGUUUAAUGAAACGUCUUUGUCAUGAAAUUUUAGAAUUUUAAAACAAAACUUUGUCAAAAAAAGCUCCACUCAGUUAAAGAGGAAUCAUUUUACCAUUAAAGCUUUUUUUUCUUAGCAAUUUUUAAUCAUGGAUGUUUACCGUGUAAUUUAUAUUCUAUUUUUUGUAAGUGGAGUUUUAGCGAGACCGUGGAGUGCUGAAGAUUUGGAAAAAUCCGUGAAUGUAGUUGAGCAAAUGGCUCCAUCUCCGCUGAUGACCACGAUUGAUUCAGUGUCCACAAGCUUAGCCAGGACAUUGAAGAGUGUAUCCCCCAGCUUGACUCCGCUGUUAAGUGUAGCCACUUUGGGGUACUUGGGCUACAUAGCGUCCGUCAUGUUCUUUCCCUCUCAGUUGUCAGAGGCGGGAAUUCCCCUUCUGAAAGAUUUCCAAUUCGAAACCAAAGCCAGCAGAACUUCUGAGUCUGGAUUUAUCGAUUCCUUGGCGACGGGCAUAUUGAAAGAUAUGAUCGGCCGAACAGAAGCGGCUGAUGUCUUGAAGAACACAAGUAUGGAAGCCGUGAAAGAUGGAAUGAAAACUUUUAAGAGAUCGGCAAGAAUUGUGAAUUCCGGUCUGGUGUCCCUGCAGGGGAUGGUAGGAAGAGUCCUGACAGCUUUAACUCCAGAUUGUAUGUCCAGAUACAUGUGCCAGGUGGGGCAAUUCACAAGCAUUCACAUGCCGGCUCUCGGUCCUGUGCUUCGUACCAUAAACACAUUUGAUCUUGAUGAUUUCUCGCAAGCUCUGAUAGAUGGCACUACCAUCGGAGACUGCAGCGCCGUCUUCUUUCAGUGCCCCUUAUAGCGGAACUGCAUCACAUCAAAGAAACGAAGUUUGCCUUUACCACAACUGAUAAAGAACACGCUGGACGGUUGUUCUCUUGAAUCAAUGUGAUGGUUUUACAACUUUUACCCUUUGUGUAUUUUUAAUUGUUUUUAAUUAAUGCCCAAAUCUGUAGUAAACUAUAAAAAAAAGUAAUAAAGUGUUUCGAACCUUGCUUCA